Megachile rotundata (alfalfa leafcutting bee) is the source of this 2970-nucleotide messenger RNA. RefSeq names its product Organic anion transporting polypeptide 33Eb. Gene Ontology annotation, cellular component: basolateral plasma membrane. Gene Ontology annotation, molecular function: protein binding. The record is from RefSeq and is a predicted model, not a curated record. Gene Ontology annotation, biological process: transmembrane transport; sodium-independent organic anion transport. NCBI's taxonomy places the organism in Eukaryota, Metazoa, Arthropoda, Insecta, Hymenoptera, Megachilidae.
AUGACAAUACAUCUGCAAGAAGUGGUGAGAUCGGAAGUGGAAGGUGGUUUAGCGGGACCAGCCAAUCCGAUACCGAGUCAAUCGAUCGAUUGCGGUUGCGGACAAUUGCCAUGUCCAAAAUUAGCAAAAUAUGCGACUCGAGGAGUCUUCGUUGGGUUGAUAUCAUGGGUCGGUUUAGUACAAGCUAUUGCGUACGCUUAUCUUCACGUGAUUGGCCCUACAAUCGCAAGGAGGUUCCAAUUUGACCCUUAUGUCAUGGAAUGGGUGCUCCUAAUAUCAGAUUUAACCCCAUUUUUCCUCGGAGUGACCAUAGCCUACUGGGGCGAUAGAAUCCACAGAGCAGGAUGGAUCGGUGGCAUAGUACUCUUGCAAAGCAUUUCAUAUUUUGCUUUAAUAAUUCCUCACUUAACGCAUCGGACAAGGGUUAUCGAAGAUACUGCAAAUGCCACGCAUAUGGCGCUUUAUGCAGAUGUAAAUCGAGAGCUAUGUUCAGAAACUUCAUCUAGUAUUAUUUCCGAAGAAGACUCACCAUGUUAUUUCACCUUCGCUAUACUCAUUGUUGUACAGAUUGUCAGUGGAAUCGCAAAUAUUUCAUACUUUGCAUUAGGUCUGUCUUAUUUGGACGACAACACGAAAAAGAAGCACGUGGCUGCUUUUAUCGGCGUUAUGGUCGGUGUGAAAAUUAUGGGGAUUUUAUUGGGGUACAUCCUGGCUUGGGGCUGUCUUAGGAUUGAUGCAGUGACCUUGAGCCCCAUCGAGUCCUACAGGGAACAAAUUGGUGCUUGGUGGUUAGGGUUACCAAUUCUCACUGUACUACUUAUAGUUCCUGGUUUAUUACUUUCUUGGUUCCCACGUAUGCUACCAUCUCAGGUUGUUCUACGAGCCGCAGAAUCCUUAUUGAGUACCCUGGACAGAUACGCCCGAGCACCUCGUAGAUUAAUGAGCCAGAAAGUUGGUAGUCCUGAUUUUUGGCCUUCGCUGUGCAGACUAUUUACUAAUAAAUCGCUAGUUCUUCACGGUGUGGCUGCCAUCUUGUAUCUUACGGCUAUCUUGAACUUUAUGAGCUACGAGAAUUUAAUCGCCGAAUCGGUGUUUCAUGUACCAAAACCGACCGGAACGUUGCUCGGCUUUGACGAUCCGAUGUCAUCGAGAGUUGUGUCAAAUAUGUUAAAGCCUUUUCUAAUCGGCUUGAUCGUCAUCACUUCGGGUUUAGUAAUCGCAAAAGCAAGACCCACUGCUAAAAGUAUUGUAGGAUACAAUAUUUUCAUGCUAUUUUUGACUGCUGGGAUUAUAUUCACAUUGUCCUUCACGUCUUGCGAGAACAAGCCUAUUGUUGGUACCGACAAUAAAGGAUCACUCCUGCUGCUGCAAUACUGCAACAGAAAUUGCGGUUGCUCGAACGACGCUAAUUUCCGUCCAGUUUGCGACAGCAAAGGGAUGUUCACGUUUUAUAGCGCUUGCCAUGCUGGAUGCAACUCCUCUGAAUCCAAAAACGGCAUAACAAUUUACAGCAAUUGCGAAUGCGUGAAAGAAGUGCGUGAAAGAAACGGAAUGAGUCUGGAAAACUUGGAAGCGGUUGACGGAGCUUGUGGUUUGAAUGCUUGCCAAGCAAGUUGGCUGAGCUUCGAGUUUGGUACACUGCUGGCGUACAUGCUAGUAGCUUCAACCUUCGUCGGUGACUUCUUGAUACUUUUAAGACUAGUAAACGUUCAAGACAAAGCAAUCAGCAUAGGAUUCUGGAUGAUGUGGUCCGCGAUAGUUGUGCACGUUCCCGGGAAAAUUCUAUAUGAAGUAAUUGCCAAUUUGACGUGUCAGUACUGGGGAACUCAGAAGAUUUCCUGCCGCCUCCAUGACAAUUUCAGACUCGCCACUUAUCUGUACUACUUUACGGGGAUUCUUUUGAUUCUGAGCAUUUUGUUAAAAAUAAUAGGGAUAAUCAUCUCUGAGAAUCUGGAAUUGUACCUUCAUAGAGAAGAGGUAGGAACCGAUGGAGCCGAAAUGUCAGAACUGAUGAAAAAUAAUGCGGAUACGGAUAAAACGACGGAACCGAAUCCUGAGAAUGAUAGUAAAAUUACACACUUAAUCAAAACCUCUCUAAUCAUAAUUCACACUAUAUUUUCCCCAGACCAAACCAUAGUUCAAGUGGAACCAAGAAGCGAAGCAUCUCCCUCUUCACACGAAGACCCACAACCCACGGACACUGAAUCAUCACCCCUGAAAUACGGCCCACUAGGUCCCGGCGAUCGUCGAACGGAUUCAAAAUCCUCUCUCAACAAGCUACCCCAAAAUCGAAAAUCGGAAAUUCGACGUCUGGAUUCUGAGGAUGAGCUGAGCUCCAGCGACGAGGAUGUCAUGCAGGACUCCAGUCCGAAGGUAGCCUACAGACCGUUGGACAUCGACUCGGACGUGGAAAGUGACCUGGUGCAUGCACCAGCCAGGUCACGCAAGCGCAUUCCAAGCAAGGAUUACGACAGCUCUUCGUCAUCCAGACGGGAGUUUCCGAAUCCAGAUAAAUACGAAGAUCCAAGAUUAACAAGAAAACUGAUGAAAGGUGCUGAUGGUUCUUCGAAGACCAACAGCUUCGAGUUCUCUAGAAAGAGGCAGGAUGAUAAGUUGCAGACGAAAGGAGAUUUCAACGAGGUUGGGAUACCAAUUGUGGACCCGGUUCCGAGGUCUCCUCCGGACUCACGUUUCAUGAAGGACGUGAAGUCGUUGAUUAAUAAAUACGAGUUGAACGCGGAGCAACAGGGUAGUGAUCAGGGGUCGGUUAAGUCUGCUGGAAGCCAUCAUUCGGAAGGGAAAGUCAUUUCUGGCAUACCUUUGGUAGCCAUGACGAGAAGAGUAUCGCCACCCAGAUACCAGUCCUCUUCGGGGUUCAGCAGCAUCGACAAUCGACCGGAAUCGCGCGAGAGCACCAGCCCUAAAGCGUCCAGCAAAGGUAGCGUAGGUACACUGCACACGGAUUUUUAA